This is a messenger RNA of Heterocephalus glaber (naked mole-rat), 2856 nucleotides long. It is a transcript of the gene Bsnd, whose product is annotated as barttin CLCNK type accessory subunit beta. Gene Ontology annotation, cellular component: basolateral plasma membrane. The record is from RefSeq and is a predicted model, not a curated record. Gene Ontology annotation, biological process: chloride transport. Lineage: Eukaryota; Metazoa; Chordata; Mammalia; Rodentia; Bathyergidae. Gene Ontology annotation, molecular function: chloride channel regulator activity.
CGGUUCACACUCACACUCAGGCCGGCUGUGCCCAGAGGGAAGGUGAGAGGCGCAGAGCAGCGGUGGGUGCUGGGUGAGCCAGCUCCAAAGCUCGCUCAUCAGGCCUGUGGAGCUGCUGAUCCUGGGCACAGGACCCUGCACCAUCCUGCCCUGCCUUUAACUUGAAGCCUCAAUUUGCAGUGACCCUGGGCUCAUCCUCCCUGGCUCACACGGGAUCGUGCUGGGCUCACAGGCCGGGCCAGUCGGGUGGCCAUGGCAGACGAGAAGACCUUCCGCAUUGGCUUCAUCGUGCUGGGGCUCUUUCUGCUGUCCCUCGGCACCUUCCUAAUGAGCCAUGAUCGGCCCCAGGUCUACGGCACCUUCUAUGCCAUGGGCAGCGUCAUGGUGGUCGGGGGCGUCAUCUGGAGCAUGUGCCAGUGCUAUCCUAAGGUCACCUUUGUGCCCGCUGACUCUGACUUCCAAGGCAUCCUGUCUGCAAAGGCCCUGCUGGAGAAUGGACUAGCUGCAGAGAUGAAGAGCCCCCAGCCCCCCUACACCAGGCUGUGGGAGGAGGCCGCCUAUGACCAGAGCCUGCCUGACUUCAGCCACAUCCAGAUGAAGGCCCUGGGCUACAGCGAGGACUCCCGCAUGCUGCUGGCCUCUGAGCCAGGGCCAAGGCCCAGGGACACUGGAGAAGGUGGCCCUUGUGAUGCUCAGGCCUGGGUGGAGGCGGCCGUGGUCGUCCACAGGGGCGUGGACCAGAGCGAGGGAGAAAGGACCCGGACUCAGAGCAGCCCCAGCCUGACGGGCUAUCACCAGGGCCCUGCACCCUUGGCCUCCUUCCAAGAUGACCUAGACAUGGGCUCGAGUGAAGGCAGCAGCCCUGCCCCAUCUCCACCUGGCAGAGCGGCGCCCUGGCCCCCACAGCAGGAGCCCAGGGCCAGCAGGAGCCCACUGGAUGACUCCCAUGACUUUGCUCUGAUUGAUGACCCCUCCACACCGGAGGGUGCACCCCGAGAGGGGCAGAGGCAGGAGGCAGUCCUGCUUGACAGCCGGCAGCGGUACCCGAGGAGGAAGGAGGAGGAGGAGAAAGCCUCGGACACAGGUGCAGGGGAGCCUGAGGAGGAAGAAGAGGACUUGUACUAUGGGCUGCCCGACAGCCCUGGUGACUCCCUUCCGGACGAGGAAGUAGGCUUCGAGCCCGACGUCCAGGGCUGAGCUGGAACUGCUCCCUACUGCUAAUCUCCUUUGAACUCACCGGGCCUCAGUUUCUGUACAAGGGGAGGACAUGGAGGGUCAGAAGAGGUGGGGGGGCCUGAGGGCAUCUGGGGAGCUAUAAAAGGAUCUCAGGGAGGGGUUGCUGUCUGAACCACCGCUCCAAUGGCUCCUUUUCUCUGACAAACCUUUGAAGGCAAAGUGCAAUGUGCUGAAUAUUUACAGUAGCCAGGUCCUCAAAAGCCUUUUCUGUCCCCCAAAGCUGGCCUCUGACGGGCCCUCCUGGUACUCUCCAUGGCCCAGAUCCCCUGUGGCGGCCUCUGGUGCCCACUCAAUGGAUCGGUCCGUCUCACCAGGGAUGCCUGGCUUUCCCCUGACCCAGCACCUGCUGUGGCUCCUGCAGUUCCUGUGCCAGGAUCUGAGACCUUGUGUAGCUGGCCCUUCUGACCUGCAACCUCAGCCCUGCCGGCGCUCCUUGACCUCUGGCCCCUCUCCUGCAGCCCAGACCCUUACCUGAGCUCUUCUCCUCCAGGACACCCUAGGGUCCCCCGAAGAGGGGACCCUCCCUCCCCUGAACACUUCUCCUGAUGUCACAACUCUUGGAGUGAGGUGGUGCUUGCUCCCUUCUGUCCCUCUGGGCUGAAUGUUCCUGCUGUGGCAUCCUGCCUGCCUCCUGCUCCUGCUCCAGGCGGUGUCCUGGCUUUACCCACCUCAGCACCUCCAGCGGCCCCAGAGCUGUGCCCACUGAAGGGAUGCAGAACUCAAAGCCCCAGGAACCUUCUGCAGACACGGUCUCCACCUCCUACUUUACCACCCUUCGGACUCCUGCCCCCUUACUGUCUGGCAUUCAGACUUCUGCCUGGCCCUCAGACAGUCUCGGGGUCAGGCAACAAGCCCUACACCACACUCCACACCCGUGCCAAACUCCCUGGCGCUGGCUUGGGCAAAUGUCAUCAGGCUGCUGGCUUAAUUCCUUUUGCGUCAGGGUCAUCACUGCGCGUCCGCUGUGGGGUGGAUGCUCAGCUGCGACCUUUGGGGGAGAUCCUGAGGUGGUUCUUGACGUCAGUGCAGUCACACUCCAGCGAGCUGCUUCCCUGUGGAUUAGAGACAGAGCGCAGAGCAGAGGCGGAGGAGGGAGUGGAGAUGUAAGAAAGCAACACCCAGGGGCAGCAGCGACAGAGCCAUCAAGGGCAGUGGAAGAACCUUGGCACCCUGCAGUAACACCUGUCCCCUGCUGAUCUCUGCAGAGCCCUUAGGCCCACCAGGGACAGCAGUGGACACGGAGGAGAGGGCAGGGUGCUACCUCCGGUCUACACACUCAGAGCUCUGCCCUGGGCCACCUGGGAGUGGGAGGCCAUCACCUGGGCAGGGCCCCAGUGGACGUUGGGGUCCUGAGUCAGGGAAGAUGCCCAAGCUGGGGCAGAAGGCCACGGUCCCAGCAUAUGCUCUUCUCUCUGGCCCUCUUACCUGUGCUGGGAAGGGGAUGGUGGCACAUCUGUCUGUGAUGUGAUGUGGAAGCAGUGGCCCUGCUCACACCCGGGUCCUGGACAAGGUGAGGUGUAGCGUGCUCCUCGUUCUGUUGGUCAAGGCAGGGACACCCGUGACCCACAUCAGCAGGGGUACCAACACCCGCGACUCAAAUAAAAACAUUCUUAACACUAA